This is a messenger RNA of Cyprinodon tularosa, 1424 nucleotides long. RefSeq names its product testis-expressed protein 264 homolog. The record is from RefSeq and is a predicted model, not a curated record. Gene Ontology annotation, cellular component: endoplasmic reticulum membrane; autophagosome membrane; nucleus. Gene Ontology annotation, biological process: protein-DNA covalent cross-linking repair; reticulophagy. Bases 205 to 1122 code for a protein of 305 amino acids. Lineage: Eukaryota; Metazoa; Chordata; Actinopteri; Cyprinodontiformes; Cyprinodontidae. The transcript is spliced from 4 exons.
GCAUAAAUGGUACUUUCCAGGAAGUCCCGUGCAAUGUGUAAUCCUGUAGUUUUUCGUGUCUUUGUGAAACAAACGCACGAUGAGUAGGAUAAAUGUUUUUAUUCUUUGAUAAAACCACAUCAUUUUUGACACAUGGCAGCUUCUUGAAAGAAUCCAACACAGUUUGACAGCAGCUAGCGGUCCCUGCUCUGCAGGAGAGCUAACAUGCCUGACUGCUUCAGUGUGUGUGCGGCGCUCCUCCUGGCUCUCCUCAUUCUAACAUUAGCAGGUUUUAUUGUUUAUAUAGGUCUCCUGACGGACAUCAUAGUGCAAACCGGCUGUCCUACAUUCAAAAAGCUAAGUUUCGCUUAUAAAUUCAAAGAAGGAUCAUACGGCGAUAGUAGGAAACUUUUUAAGGAGGCUCGCUGUGUUGGACUUGGAGUCCCAUGCCUUGGGGUGUUUUAUGACGUCCCUAAAAAGGUUACAACUCCACUCUGCCGCUAUGCUGUUGGCUGUAUUCUGAGUGAGGGAGGAAACAAAGUUGAUGAAGAAGUGCUAAAACGCUGCAAGGCAUCAGGAUUUAAUGUGGUCUCCUUCCCUCAAGUCAGCCACGUGAUCUCUACCUCAUUCCCUCACAGAGCCCUUUUUUCUGCAUUCUUCAGAGUGAGAAGAGUCUAUCCACAGCUUGAGCUCUACAUCAAGAAACGCAGGCUCUGUGCUCACCCAUUCCUGGAGCUCUACAGAGAGGGUGAGAUCCAGUUCAUCGUCCCUCUGGCUCGGCAGGGGGAUUUUUAUGUUCCUGAGGUACGACAGGCAGAGAAGAGGCUGUCAGAACAAGAGGAAUCUUUCAGUGAUACAGACAUCUCAGGUGCGGAAUCCAACAGCGAAUACAGUUCUGGGAUAUGCAUACUGGAUUCGGAGAGCAGAGAGACUUCAUCGGUGGCAUCCUCCGUCCGCACCGGCUCUGUCCGAGAUCAAGGGGGUGGAGACAGAGGGAGAAGCUCAGGGGCAGCCCAGUUUAAAGACCCUAACUUGACGUGGACUGGUGGAGAUCAGAAUAUGGGAGAAGAUUAUGGAGAGUCCAAGAAGGAAAGCCUGCAGGCCUUUAAGCAGGAGUUAUUGGGUGUCACAGGAGAGGAGUAAUGAAGGUUCAGUAGCACAUGACCUGAAGUAAAAAAAAAAUGGCUGCUCUUUAAUUAUAAAUAACUCAUAAGAAAAAAAUCUAAACUAUCAAAGGUUUUUAAAUAUUUUUGACGAAACAGUUUUAUUUUUAUAAAAUGUUCUUACUUCUGUUUUUGGUUGGAAUGACAUAAUACAUGAAGUUUAUCAAGGCAAACAGAAUCGAAAGCUUGAUUUGUUUCAUAGCGAUUCCAUUAGUAUGUUUCAUACUUUGAACAGACUUUUAUUUUGGAAUUAUAAUAUUUGCUCUUAUUUAUUUGACAUUU